Hippoglossus stenolepis (Pacific halibut) is the source of this 1677-nucleotide messenger RNA. Its product is annotated as calcium uniporter protein, mitochondrial. Gene Ontology annotation, cellular component: uniplex complex; mitochondrial inner membrane. The record is from RefSeq and is a predicted model, not a curated record. Gene Ontology annotation, molecular function: calcium channel inhibitor activity. Lineage: Eukaryota; Metazoa; Chordata; Actinopteri; Pleuronectiformes; Pleuronectidae. Gene Ontology annotation, biological process: mitochondrial calcium ion homeostasis; calcium import into the mitochondrion. The coding region runs from base 442 to 1449 and encodes 335 amino acids. The transcript has 8 exons.
GCUGCUGUUUACACACGAGCACCUUUUAGCUAACUUGUGCUAAUCGAGGUGCGGUGGUUGGGGACCCUGUAGUUUGAACUCCCCCGGUUGGGAGGGCUCAUCCUGCUCAGCUGCUGCCCGGGCUCCCUGCCCUGCUGACGGGCCGCUUCAUUGAACAGACCAGUGAGGAAACAGGGAGGGACGGACAAGGACAAAUGAAACCGGAGUGAGGAGGCUCAGACGCGGCGCAUGUUGUCAGUGAGGAGGAAGCGGACUGCGGCUCAGUCUCCGGGGCUACGCCUCCCUCUGUCCCGUCCCGUAGCUGCUAACACCGCAUCUGUUGUUAUUUACCCACCGGCCUGUUCUCCACCGGAGCACCGCGCUCUGGUUCCCUCGCCGUGGACGCGUUUUUCCACCCGGAAUGCCCCCGAACCACUCGGCUGACACGGUGAACGGCUGACGAUGGCUCCGGCGCGGAUGGUUGGCAAAGUUAUGGCGAGACUUUUGGGAAGUGUUCAGCCUCUUCGCUGCGGACUCACGGCCAAACGUCCGGCUGCAUUUCUUCACACGGCUCAGCAGAGGUGGCCUCCACUUGGACAUCAAGCUCUUUUCUACAGCACACUCCCGUCCUCCAGUGAUGUGUCUGUGAGGUACAAAUAUGGCCGUUUGGUUCUGGAGGUCCCGUUGCCAUCCAGGAACGAGAACUGUCUGUUCUUCCUCCGGCCCAUGCUGAUGAGCGUGGGAGACCUGAUCACAGAUCUGCAGAGAGAGGACCCUGGACUGACUGCUUCUAUCAUCUCCAAGGACGGAGAGCACAUACCCAGCACCACGCUCAUCGAUGCUCUGCUGGAAAAGGAGUUCCAGCUCGUCAUCAACGAUGCCGUCUACGGUGUCAAAGCACCUGAAAAGGUGUGUGCAUCCAGCGAGCUCGCCAUGGAGCUGGAGGACAUGAAGUACGUUGUGCACCUGCUGCACACAGCGCUCCACAUGCCCGAGCACCAAAUGCUGAAAGAGAGGGAGCUGCUGGAGAAACUGGACAACCUCAAACAAGAACUCUCGCCUCUAGAGCAGAUGAAGGCUCAGCUGUCUCAAUCAGCAGAGUUCCACAGCUCCAAGGUUCUCUGGACCGGCAUGGCCCUGCUGUCUGUGCAGGGUGGAGCUCUGGCCUGGCUCACCUGGUGGGUCUACUCGUGGGACGUGAUGGAGCCUGUCACUUACUUCAUCACCUACGCCACCAGCAUCGGAGUCUUUGCCUAUUACGUCAUGACCAAACAGGAUUAUAUCUACCCAGAGGCUAAAGACAGGCAGUUCCUUCAUUACUUUUAUAAAGGGGCCAGCAGGAAGAGAUUCAGUGUGGAAAGAUACAACGAACUGAAGGAUGAAAUGGCUCAGGUGGAGGAGGAUCUGAGACGCCUGAAAUAUCCAACUGAACUUCAGCUGCCACUCGAACAGAUUCAGCCAAAGCCAUGAACCAAAGUCAGGCCAUGAAGAGUCACUGACACACACACACACACACACACACACUAAGGAGCAAAAACACAUUUUCUUUUGAUAAUGGUCCCUUUUUAACCAGGAAUCAAUAUCAUUCUGCGUUUUGUUUACAAUAUUGAUAAUGAUGCCAUUAAUAUCUCUGAGAAAAAUACUAACUCUGAAGACUGUUGAAAUAAAGAGUAUUUCCCCAGCACUGGGAGCAUCUCC